Phycodurus eques (leafy seadragon) is the source of this 2516-nucleotide messenger RNA. RefSeq names its product phosphatidylinositol 4-phosphate 5-kinase type-1 beta-like. The record is from RefSeq and is a predicted model, not a curated record. NCBI's taxonomy places the organism in Eukaryota, Metazoa, Chordata, Actinopteri, Syngnathiformes, Syngnathidae. Gene Ontology annotation, molecular function: phosphatidylinositol kinase activity. Gene Ontology annotation, biological process: phosphatidylinositol metabolic process.
GAGAGAGCGAGAGAGAGCGAGAGAGAGAGAGAGAGAGAGAGAGAGAGAGAGAGAGAGAGAGGGAGGAAGUGGUGAAGAAGUCAUUGCAGUAUUUGGCUUCUCACCACAGUCAGCCUGCAGCAGAGUUUGUCUCAUAUGACGUUCUCUGACUUUCUUCAUUAAACCAAGCCUCUUUAGGUUUUUUUGUGACGGCUUCAUGGGCUAAAGAGGGACACAAACACUGAAGGACCCUCACAACGCAGAAAGCUGUGCCCUGGACUGAAAGCGCUGCACAAUUUUGUAAGAUCUAGAGGGAGCACUUCAUCGGGAAAAUGCAGUUCCAGUAAUUUCCAUUCAAGGCGUCACUGAUGAUGUCAGCCAGCAGCAUAAUCAGUUCAGGGAAAGGAAGCCGUGCCUCCAAAGUGACAAAAGAUCACAAAAAGCCCACACCAGCUGCCCUAAAAGGAGCCAUCCAGCUGGCUAUAGGUUACGCUGUGGGAAACCUGAGCUCCAAACCUGACAGAGAUGUUCUCAUGCAGGAUUUCUCUGUGGUAGAGAGUGUCUUCUUGCCGAGUGAGGGCAGCAACAUGACUCCAGCACAUCACUACCCCGACUUCCGCCUCAAAACAUAUGCACCACUGGCAUUCCGCUACUUUCGUGAACUCUUUGGCAUCAAACCAGACGAUUAUCUGUAUUCCAUCUGUAAUGAGCCUCUGAUUGAGCUGUCCAACCCUGGUGCCAGCAGUUCCUGGUUUUACCUUACCAGUGAUGAUGAGUUCAUUAUCAAGACUGUGCAACAUAAAGAGGCAGAGUUUCUGCAGAAGCUGCUUCCUGGCUACUACAUGAACUUGAAUCAGAACCCGAGGACUUUGCUACCGAAGUUCUAUGGCCUUUACUGCAUUCAGUGUGGUGCCGUCACUGUCCGUGUGGUGGUGAUGAACAAUGUCCUGCCACGUGCCAUGAAGAUGCACUACAAGUACGACCUGAAAGGCUCCUCGUACAAACGGCGCGCUUCACGCAAAGAGCGCACAAAGUCUUCACCUACAUUCAAAGACUUGGAUUUCCAAGAGAUGCAUGAAGGCUUGUGCUUUGAUGCAGAGACCCACAGCGCCUUGAUGAAGACUCUGCAGAGAGACUGCCGGGUUUUAGAGAGCUUCAAGAUCAUGGACUACAGCCUUCUUCUGGGUAUCCAUGUUUUAGACCACAAGGUGAAGGGCAGAGAGAGCAGACGUGACAGCAGGAAAGGACAGAAGGUUCUCUACUCCACUGCCCUGGAAUCUAUCCAGGGGACUGUGAAGGACCCAGAACCAGUGGCAGAUGAUGACACAUUUGGUGGAAUUCCGGCCAAGCAUAAAGAUGAAAACCUCCUCAUCUUUUUAGGAAUCAUCGACAUCCUUCAGUCCUACAGGUUCAUUAAGAAGAUGGAACAUUCCUGGAAAUCUCUUGUACAUGAUGGGGACACGGUGUCAGUUCACAGGCCCAAUUUCUAUGCAGACAGAUUUCUGAAAUUCAUGGGCUCAGUUGUAUUCAAACGCAUCCUCUCUUUGAGAGGAACAUCUAAGAGGAAGAAGAACUUCUUUCUUGCAGUUAAGUCAGCCUCUCAGGAAAUACUUUCUCCUCAUAAGGAUGAGUGGGAGAAGAAGAAAGCACAAAGCAUGGACAACCUAGAAGUUUACAGUUCCCCCAAGCAACCAGAUCUUCUACCUAAAUCUGCUGUUACGUUCAAGUCUACUGAUGAAGGGAACCUUGAUAGCAGUGAGCACAGGCGAGUCUCCAGUUCAACAAUUGCACUGGAAGAUCCUCUGCCAGCUCUCAUCAGAAGCCACUCAGACUCUGAACUGGAUGUCUACUUGUGAGAAGACAAAGAUGGUGGAUGCUCUCCAGGAAGCCAUGCCUUUAGAAGACGAUGACCUCUCGCAAUGUCAAUACAUGUUUAAGACCUCACAAUAGCAUAUGUGUGAUGUGAACGACAGGCAUUUACAUGCUCAGGACAUUUCAUUUCGUGUAAACCCAAUCAGAAGUGGCAUUCUGUAUGACUUUCACACCAAAUCACACAUACAGUACAGCUCGGUUUUGCUACAAUACAUCACUGAUGGUGUUAAUUUAACAAUUGCUUUUAUUUUCUGUGUAAAUGUUCAAAUUCUCUCAGUGGCUGGAUCCCUGGGCAAAUAUGUUCUCAAUCAUUCACACAUCUAAUUUAUUUUCCCACUAUAUUAAUGUUUUUUGCUUACUAUUACAUUGCAUCCAAACUUAACAGUUUGUGGAAAUAUUGUCCCUUGCUAUCGUUUCACCUUUUUGUGUGCCUUAAAGAGUUUCAAAAUCAGAUGUCCUUCAGUGAUUUGAGGGCGUAUGACUGUGUAAUAUGGUUUUCUUUCUGUGAAAUGGAAUAUCACUUACUGUAAAAUAUGUGCAAUUUUAGAUUUGGACUUAGAGGCUCUGUAGAUACAGAUAUGGAAGAAAAUGUUGUAUGCAGAACUGUUACACCUUUAUGGAGAACGUUAGUAUAGACAUAAAAUAAUACAAUUUGUGAAAUAUGA